Messenger RNA from Mollisia scopiformis, 1203 nucleotides. RefSeq lists its product as uncharacterized. The transcript has 4 exons. The coding region runs from base 1 to 1203 and encodes 400 amino acids. The record is from RefSeq and is a predicted model, not a curated record. NCBI's taxonomy places the organism in Eukaryota, Fungi, Ascomycota, Leotiomycetes, Helotiales, Mollisiaceae.
AUGCUUCAAAACACUACUUUGGACGCUCGCUCAGGUUGGGUCUCAUCCGGAGACGGCAGAAGCACAUCCGAUAUUCUGUGGAGUUGUUUCUCUGUGUUCCUAGUCUGCACGUGGAGUUGUCUCCAUUUGAACGUCCCUAGCAUCGAGGAGUCUGAGGCUGGCUGGUACGAUUGGCAUGGCAUACCAUAUUGGCCUGAACUACCUUUGCUAGAAAAAUGGAUUAGAAAGAUCCUUUGGAUGGGAGCUAUCGUACUCGCUCCAGAAGUUGGUGUUGCUAUGGCCAUGAGAGAUUUCCUCUCGGCGAGAGAGUCUUUUGCUAAGGCAGCUGUGCAGAAUGCUGAUGAAACGGGGGAAGACGAGAGAGCAAAGAUGACAAAAAGCCAUGCCUUUUUAGCAAAUAUGGGUGCAGAUGCUGGAGAGAAUAUGGAGCGACCUGCUUCGAACACAAACUUCGAUAUACCUGCACCGACUUUGGUGGAAGGAAUCUUGAUGAAUUAUGACGCAUUGGCAUAUAUACGAGAAAUUUGUCAAGACUGCCAUAUACCGGAUGAAGAAGACAUCAAAGCACUCAGCAAGCGUGAUCCAUUUACCAAAUUGUUUGCUAUCGUUCAAUCAACUUGGCUGGUAGUACAAUGUAUUGCUAGAGCUUCGGUCGGCUUGCCGAUUACACAACUCGAGCUGGCCACUAUCGCCUUUGUGUUUUGUGGCCUGGUGAUGUACGGACUGUGGUGGAAUAAACCUUAUGGUGUCGAGAGGAGAGAACUCGUCGUGGGUACGACAAACGUGAACCCCUCAUGUAUGCAUGGCAGUGUCGUCCUCCUUCCUAACCAGAUUUAUCACUAUCCAUACAACCAAGUAUCACAUCAAGACUUUAGAACUACACGAACCGAACAACCCCCUUUUUUUGCGUAUAUCGACCUUAGCACAAAUGAUCUCAGCCUGAAGAUGGCUGCGGCUGCGUUGGCAUACCUCCGCGGCUCGAAGCCCAAGAGCCUAGGCACAGAAAUUGGAUCGCAAAUCGCAUUCUACCUCGCAGGGACAUUAUUCUCAGCAUUACAUAUCCUAGCCUGGAACUGGGAAUUCCCAAACACGGAUAUCAAGAUUGCGUGGCGCGUCUUUGCAGUCACCGCAACUACAGCAUACUUGGGUGGUGGGCUCUUUUUGUUUGUUACAUUAUUUCAAGAGUUGGGCUUCUUGUUCUGA